AUGGCAAAAGAUAUUGAAGAAUACUUUAUCAAAAGACUUUAAUCUUAUCUUUUAGAAUAUUUAUAGGAUUUCUCAUAAAAUAAUAUGGCUAAAGUAAAGUAACCCAUAUUUUUAGUUUUCUUUGGGUUUUUCGUCUAAUAUUGUGCUAAAGAAUUUGUGCAUUAAAAAAUAAGCAUUACUAAAUUUGAAAUUUCCAUUAUACAUUUUAGAUGGAACAAUAAAUUAGAUCACUCUCAAUGUAAGUUUCAUCAAUUCUAUUUAAAGAUGCCUUUAAAUUACAAAAAGUAACAACCAGAAAUGAUCAUAGAAGGAAUUGAUCUGCUUGUAUGUACAAUUUAAGAGGCCAAUAAAUUUGUACAGAGCAAAGAUCGAUAGACUCAAGAAAUAGACAAUUUGAAGAAACAUAAACUUAAAUUAUGGGAAGAAAAAAUGGCAAAAUAUUUCGAAAAACUAUCUCCUCCUAAUUGGAUAUAAAAAAUAGUAGAUGGAAUUUACAAUAAUUUAACAAUAACAAUUAAGUAGUUUAAUCUUAGAUUUCUCAAUCAUUCAAUAUUUAGCUAUGAAACGAUCUUAAGAAUUAAAUUUGAUGUCUCAAUUAAGGCAACAGACAAAGAGUUUAAAUAAUUAUUCAAUGGAGAUCUUAAUUGCACUUAUAAAUUGAUUGAAAUAAGAAAGCUAAGCAUCUCUUAUAAAAAUGAUCCAUUCACUGUACUUUAAAAAAAUGAUGAAUAAAUGAUCAUUAAUCCUAUAGAUAUUGAAAUCAAAUAUGUCAAAAACAGAAACAAUGAAUAGAUAACUCAACCAAUCUAAAUUUUAUAAAUUUUCAUAAAAUCUCCUAUAAUUAUUCAGUUGAAUAAGGAAUAAAAAGAUUAUUUAAUUAAAUUAAAUGAAGCACUAUCAAAUUAAGAAGUGAUUUAAGAUAAUUUUCAUUUAAGGCCAGCCAAAGAUAUUAAGAAUGCUUAUUCGGAAUGGUGGAAAUAUUUCAUAAAAUCUGUCAUUCUUAAACAGAAGAGUAAAAAAUUAGACUUAAAUUAUUCAUCUAAAAAGCUUGUCUUAAUGAAAAGAUAUAUUGAAUUGUAUAAAAGAAAGCAAACCAUUAUUUUAGUACCUUGGUUGUCAUCAUGGACUAUAAAAGAUGAAACGAAAAUAUCUAAGUGUGAAGAAGAUCUAUCUUUAAAGGACUUAUUAAAAUAUAGGGAAUGGGCAUUUCAAGAAAUUAGAAUAGAGGCCAAAAGAUAUUAUAAUUCAUCUAAAGAUGGUCAAAAUAAUUAAAGUGUUAAACCUUUGUUGGAAAUCUGGACAAAUACUAUCAAUAAUCAAAAUUCAUUCAAAGAUCACACUAAAAGAAAUGAUGAUAUACCUAUUGAAUUAGAAAGUGAUGAAAAAAUUAGUUUAUAUGAGAUUUUAGAAAGAGAUAAAACUAAUGUCUUAUCAAGUUAUUUAAAAGGAGAAAAUAAUCAUCCUGAUUAAAUUAAAAUGUAAUUUACUUUAGACAUACAUUCUAUUUUCAUAUUAUUAUAUGAAUUUAGAACUGGUAAUUAUAUUAAAUAUUCACCUGUUAAUACAAAGAUAUUCUAAUUUUGCCAAUGUAAAUAUCAUAUUAAAUAAUUUAAAAAGGCAGCAUAUUCUAGAAAAAAAUCAAGAAAAUCAUCUAAUAUAAAUACUUUUAAUUAGGUUUAUGAGGAUGCAUAAAAAAUAAGUGAAGAGAAAUCAUUUCACACAAUCAAUUAAAUAGAUAGUUUUUAUGAAGAUAUUGAGGAUUUAAAUGGAGUUGGAUCGCUUAUUUCUUAAUCAUUUAAUAGUUCCGAAAUACUUAGUAGUCCUGAAUCAAAAUAAGCAAAUGAUUAACAAUAUCAUCAAAAAUUUCUUUUAAUGAUUAGUUUUAUUGGUAUUUAAAUUCCUUUAAAUAUCUAUUAAAAUGGAGCAAUAUAUACACCUUCAGUUAAUAAAUCUAAAGAGCUACUAGAUAAAAUUUAUAUUGGAGAUAUCAGAAUCCUAGCUCCAGGUAUGUUAUUAAAAGUUAUGGAUGAAAAGGAUUCCUUAGCAAACAAAUAAUCACCUUUAUUUGCUGACAUUAACUAAUAGAUAUCAUCAUUAAAGUAUCUAGAUUCAUCCUAAUAAUAAUAAUAAUAAUAAUAAUAAUAAUAAUAAUAAUAAUAAUAACAAAAAUAAUAAUAGCAAUAAUAAUAAUAACAAUUACAAAAUUCAAAAAAAGAAAAAUCUCAUAUUCAUUAGAAAAAAUCAUAUAUUAAAUAUUCAGAUUUCUUUAAUGAAAUUUUUGAGAUUUCAAUUACUAAUGACUCAUAACAAUUUUUAAAUAGCGAACUUUGCUAUCAAUUGUUAGGAGAAUUCUUAAAAUAAAAUUAAAUGGCGAAUAUCAAACAAUUUUUAGAUGAAUUUGAAAGAGAUAAAAAUAAUUUCUAAGAUUUCACAGCAGAGUAAUUUAAAAUAUAUGAUAAAUAUUUUGACGAUAGAAAAGAAUAGGAAGAUAUUUGUUUUAUCCACAUAUCCAGAUAAUACUCUGCUGAAAAAAAAAGGGAAUUCAUAAGAAACGCAGCAAUAUUUUCUUUUGAAAAAGACAAACAAAAUAAUUGGGUGUAGUGUGAGAAUAAUGAUAAAAAUCUAUUUAUAACUAAUGCCCACAACAAGAUAGUAGAUAUAAUUAGAAGGGUUUUGUUUAUUCCUUUUAUAGAAGAAUAUGGUGAAAUACUCCUUCCAAUUUGCAUUCAUAAUCUAAAGGACAAAUUGACAUUCCCAAGCAUGUUAUUUACAAAAGAAAAAGAACUUUGCACAUUGCAAAUUUGUCUAUCCUUACAAGGUGUAUAAUCAGAAUAUAGAAUUAUCUCAAAGAGUGAUUAAAAGAAAGGAUUAUAGAAGGAAGGCUUUAUUCCCUCUUAGUAGUUACCAUUUAGUUAAAUAAUAAUCUAAUUGCAACCUUUUUCUACAUUGUUGUCUACAAAAUCUAUCUCUUCUUUAUUGUAUUUUAUGCAAAAUAAAAAAUAAGAUAUAUUUAAGUCUCCAAAAUAUAAAUAAUGUAAAGAAGAUCACAAAUUACUAGAAUGCAUUGUAAAAAGCAAACCUUUAAAUAAAGAGGCCUAAAUAUAGCCUUAAUGGAAGGUCUCUUUAAGGAUGGAUGGAAAAUUAAAAGUAAAAGUAGUUUCUGAAUCUAUUUCUAGUAAAAUUAAAACAGAAUUAAAGUUUCAAAUAAAAAAUCUUCUUUUAAAAACUGUUAAUUUAGAUGACAAAGAAUAUGAAAAUGAUUUCAUAGAGUUUUCUUAACAAAAAAAGGAGACUUUCAUUCUCUAAUAAAAAUAUUAUUUCAUAAAAAAAGUUGUGAUCGAAUAAAUUUUAAUAGCUCAUAAAUAUUUCACUUUAGAUUAUAAAUAUUAUAAUGAAGAGAUGAUCAAUACUGAUAAUAAAUUAUAAACCUCUAAGAAUGGAAAAGAUCAACAUAAUAUUCCUUAAUGUAAUUAAUAAAAUAAAACUUCAAACAUAAAGGGGUCAUAAUAAUCACAUCAAAUUAAACAUUCAGCAACUUUAAAUUAAGGUCAAGUUGAAUCAAACUUGGCAAGUCAAAAUAAUAUAAAGAAUUAAAAAAAAAUAUCUGGAAUUAAAUCUUAAAUUUUGAAAACAUAAUUGAUUUUAUUUCAAUUAUCAUCUUUAAUUAAAAAUCACCCUUUAUUGACAGAUAAGAAACUAUAUAUUCAAAUUCCAUCUUUAAAUUUAUAAAUAAAUGAUUCUCAAAUUUGCUUUAUAGAGUUAUUAAUGAUUUUAAAUAAGUAUAUCGAUAAGGGAAAUAAAAAAUAAUUUUCAGAAGUCAAAUAUAAUUUGAGCAAAGAUAGUUUAAUGAAAGCAGAAUUAUAAUUACUAUUAAAUGAUCAUAAAAAAUAAAAGAAAGAUUGUAAACAUUGUAUUAUCAAAUAUAAGAAGAGUCUUUACCUAAAUAAUAUAAUUUUUGGGAUUAUGCCAAAAAUUAAUGAUGAGAUUAAUAUAUUCUCAUUGCUUGAAUUUGAAAAUCAAUAAAUAACUUAAAGAAAACAAUAAAGAAGGAUGAAUAAUCUAAAUCUCAAAUAAUAAUAAUCAUUUAAGGAUAAGAAAAGACUUGAUGGAAUUUAAAUCUAAUUUAUAAGUACUCCAAAAUCCGAUAAUAGUACAUGUUAUAUUACAAUUUUUGAAAUGCCAUUCUUUAGCAUCACUAAAGACAAAGGAUAUUUUAAAGAUACUAUUGCUAUUCAUUGCUAAAAAACUCCUUAAAAUAGCGAUAUAUCUCAUUAGAGUAGCUUAUAUAAACUAGAUAAGGAACUUGGUUAAUAUCCAUCAUUUGAGAGAAAUAAAUCUCUAAAAGACAUGGGUCAAAAAAUGCCAUAUUAAUCUUUAUCUUAAGAUUAAAUUAAUGAAUAAAACCCUGAUACAACUUAUAUUAUUUUCCAACCAUCACUAUUAGUACAAGAAUCCCAUUUGUUAAGUGAUAAGCUAGAUGAUAAAUUUGUGUUUUAUUGUAGAAGUAAAGAAAUUGAAAUGUUUAAUUAUGAAUUUGUCCAACAUAAUAAUUAAGAUUAAAUGUAAGAUUCUGAUAAUAUAUUUUCUCAUAAUUAUUUUAAGGGUCCAAUUUAUUUACUGUAUUAUUUUCAUAAACCUAUAAGAUCUAAUUUACUUUCUUGUGUAAUAGAAGAUUAUUACAAAGAGAAAAACUCAAAAAUUAAAGUUUUUUUUGCAGUUGAUAAAAUCAAAGCCAUAUUUAGUAAUUAAUUUGCCACUUAUAAUCUUAUCACAAUUAUCAAAAAUAUUUUAACAAUCAAAAAUAUUUAAGAAAAUACUGAUAAUUUAAUUAAUAAAAAUCUUAUGAAGUAAGAACAAGAAACAUUCAAAUUAAAAUUAAAACAAAAUCCAUUAAAACAUCUCGAUGAUUUAAUUGUUUGUGCUGUAAUUUAGAAUAUAUAUUUAAAAUCUAAUGAAACUUUCUUUAAAUUAAGUUAAUUAAAAGCCUUCAAUUAAAUACAUUUAAUUAGUUAAAUAAGAGGAAAUUCUCAUUAAAUUAGAUAAAGUUGUUAUCCUAUUAAUAAUUCAGGGGCAUAAUACUAGAAAAAUAGACAAUCUGUUAACUCUUAUGAGGAUAAUUAAAUAAUAAGAUGUGAUAUUAUUAAAUUUAGUUUUAAUUAGGUGUCAUAAAUAGAUGUGAAAAUAAUUAAUGUAACAAAAUAAAAGGAUGAUCUAUAUUUAUCAGUUAAUGAUAUAUAAAUCAGUAUUAUUGGAAAAUAAAAAGAAAAUCUAUUAAUUAUGCCUGGAAAAGAAACAGGGACUUAAAGAGCUUCUUACGCAUUACAUGUGUAAUUAUCAUUCUAGAAUUCUUAUCCUCUUAUAAAAUUUUAAAUAGAAUAGGCCAAAUUAAUUCUUUCUUAAUAAAAAAUUUAAGAUUUAUUGAUAGCUAUUAAUAGUUUCUAUUUAAUUAAUAUUGAAGAAUCAAUCUCUUUGAAAUAACAUUUAUUACAGUUUAUUUUUUAAUAAGAAUUAUUCGUUAAUGAAUAAAGAGAAAAACCUGUUAGUAUUAACUUAUUUAGUAAAAAUGUUAGCAAUUCUAAAAAAUCCUAAAAAUAUUCUAUUGAAUUAUUAAUAGAUUCAUUAAUAAUUAAAUUAUAAGAAUAAGAAUAAGACUUUUUUUAAUUUUAAUUUCAUCAAAUUUAAUUGAAAAAAAGAAAUCAAGCAAAUUUAGAAUUAUCCUUAUCAUAAGUUGAAGCAAAACCUUAAAAUAUUAAUAAUGAAUAAUAUUUAUAUUAAAAUUUAAUAGAACCUAUAGAUAAUUAAUAACUUUUUGUUUUUAAAUUAGAAAAUAAGGUAUUAUCAAUUAAAAAUGUUAAAUUUUAUCUGAUUUCAAGAUACAUAAAAGAAUUAGAAGCAUUUAAAUAAAGAAUAGAAGAAAUUUUAGAAUAAAACUUAUUUGAAUUGAAAGAUAGGUAUUAGAAGGAUUUUGAUAUAUAACUACAAAUUAAAAAAGAAGAAGAUUUUAUCAAAGAAAAGGAUAAUUUUAAUUAUAAGAUCUCUAUAGAAAAUUCUUAAUUUGUAAUACCUGAUUCAUCAAUUGGUUCAAACCUCAUAAUAGUAACAUUCGAUAAAGCGAAUUUUCAUUUAAAAAAACAAAAAUUACAUUUAAAGAUUCCAGACAUUUAAGAUGAUUCAUUUUUUUAACCAAAUGAUAACCAUUUAUUGAUUGAUUACUAAGAAAAAAGUUAGGGUGAAGGAGAAUUUUAUGUAAUUAAUAUUAAUGGAAAAUUUUUAAAUGUAAAAGUAAAUUAUCAGUUUUAAGAUGUUCUAGGAAGUGGAUUGCUUUUAUUUGCAGGUAACACAUAAUUGUAAAUUUAUAGAUACAAUUUAACCAGUUAUUGAUCUCCCUAGUUUUGAUUAAAGUUGUGGAUAAAUUCCAUGGAAAUUUAAAGAUACUUGCAAAUUAAUUGUUUAUAAUUUAAAAAUGUCCAUUGAUUUUGGCAAAUUGCUUAAGUUUUAAAGUUUUCUACUUAAGAAUUUAGAAGAACCAUCUCCUUUGUUUAAUUAUACUAAAACUUCAUUACAAAAAGUUAAUCUUGAAGUAAAGUUAUUUUUCAUAUUAGAUAAAAUUAGUAGAAAGUUUAUUUUAGUAUUUUAGAUAUAGUUAAGGAGAACCUGAAAAGCUUAUUUAAAUUAAGGAAAAGGCAAAGGUAUAUAAAUAGAAACCAAGAUUAAGUAAAAAUUUUACAACAUAAUAAUCAUCAUAGCGAGAGUUAAUUUCAUGA
Molecule: messenger RNA, 6764 nt
Organism: Paramecium primaurelia
Lineage: Eukaryota; Ciliophora; Oligohymenophorea; Peniculida; Parameciidae
Source: the annotation of a GenBank genome assembly